GACUUAGAAGAAAAUUAGAUUAUAGUUCAAAUGAUCAUGAAUUUACUCAUAAUUAUCUGGCUGUAAUGAAAGUAAGAAGUUUGUUAAAAAAUCAGAUAAUACAAAAUAAUGAAGAUAAUGUUGAAAAUAUAUUAUCUGAGGAUAAAGAAGAUGAUAAGAGUUAUGAAAUUUCAGAAGUUAAAACAAAAAAACAGUCACUUUGUGUUAUUUUUAAUAAUGCAAAAGAAGAAAUUGGAUGCUAUAAUUCAGCAGCUAGAUUAAUAUCAUUAACUUAG
Molecule: messenger RNA, 275 nt
Organism: Cetraspora pellucida
Lineage: Eukaryota; Fungi; Glomeromycota; Glomeromycetes; Diversisporales; Gigasporaceae
Source: the annotation of a GenBank genome assembly